Messenger RNA from Numida meleagris (helmeted guineafowl), 3838 nucleotides. RefSeq names its product roundabout guidance receptor 4 (gene ROBO4). The transcript is spliced from 13 exons. The coding region runs from base 283 to 3489 and encodes 1068 amino acids. Gene Ontology annotation, cellular component: axon; neuronal cell body; plasma membrane. Gene Ontology annotation, biological process: homophilic cell-cell adhesion; axon guidance; synapse organization. NCBI's taxonomy places the organism in Eukaryota, Metazoa, Chordata, Aves, Galliformes, Numididae. Gene Ontology annotation, molecular function: protein binding; axon guidance receptor activity. The record is from RefSeq and is a predicted model, not a curated record.
AGGAAAGUGGCACCCAAAGUUUGGGAAAUGCUGAAAUUUCCCCCAGAUUUCAGUUUGCAGUGCUCCUUUGAGACUGUUUACUCCAGUCCCUACUGAUGGCGUCAUGCCCUGCAGCCCUCCCCGCCCCACGCUGAUCUCUCUUCUCGUUAACCCACCCUUCUGUACGGCCCACUGGCUGCUCCCCCGGCCAGGCUGCUUGCGUCCCCCAGCGCUUCCCGUCCCUCGCAUCCGGCCAUUGUACCCUACCGGGAAGGACUGGAUCCAGGGAGGAAGUGGGAGACCAUGGCAGGCGGCUGGGCCAUGGCUCUGGGGCUGGGGCUCUGGGCCACUGCGCUGCGCCUGGUGAGAAGCCACCCCUCCGGAGGGAACAUGGCACCGCACACCACCCAGCGCCCAGCUGAGCUGCGGGACAAUUUCCGCCUGCAACCCGGGGACCUGGUGGUCACGGCAGGGCAGGCGCUCGAGCUGGACUGUGUGCCCCCCGCCGGGCACCCCGAGCCCCACGUAACCUGGAGGAAGGACGGCGUCACCCUGCGCCUGGCCGGGGGCCGUCACCAGCUCACCCGUGGGAAGCUGCGGGUGGCCUCGGCACGCAGGAGUGACGCGGGGGUCUAUGUCUGUGUGGCAGCCAAUGCAGCGGGCGAGCGGCACAGCCGGGGUGCCCAUGUCACCAUCCUGGAGAAACCGGUCAUCGUGCGGCGGCCAAGUGAUGUCACAGCAGUGGCCGGUAGCACAGUGGAGCUGAGCUGUGGUGCACAGGGAGACCCAGCACCACGGGUUCAGUGGCACAAGGAGAGUGGGGACCUGCCCUGGGGGAGGCAUGAGGUGGACCAGGAGCAUACGCUGCGACUCUACGCUGUGACGGCCGCCGAUGGUGGUGCCUACGUCUGCACGGCCCAGAGCCAGCUGGGCAGCGCUGCCGCCACCGCCCGCCUCCAUGUGGAGGAGCAGCUGCUGGCAGGCCGGUGGGAGGCCACACAGCAGAACCUGCUGGCUGUGCGACUGCAGCUGGACAAUGGCACUGCACUGCCCACCAACGCCACUGUCUGGCUCCGCUGGCGGAUGGUGACACCAGGGCCAGCACCAGAGGGCUAUGUGGUGCUGUAUCGCUGCCUGCUCCCUGCCAGCACUGCCUGGUCCCAGCAGGAUGUAGGCAGGGAGCUCAGCACCAUCAUCCCUGCACUCCAGCGCGGCUACCAAUACGAGUUCAAGGUUCGCCCCUAUGCCGGCGGGACCCAGGGCUUGGACAGCAACAGCUGGCACCUCUGGAUCCCCGAGGAAGCAGUGCCAAGUGCGGCACCCCAGCAUGUCACCGUGGGCCAGGCUGCACCAGGGAAUGGUACCGUCAUCGUGAGCUGGGAGCCACCUCCUCCUGAUGCCCACAAUGGCAUCAUUCGAGGCUACCAGGUCUGGUCCCUGGGAGAGGGCUGGCUACAACCCACCAACCGGACAGUAGACGGAGGAACACAUCGCUUGGAGACCCUCCUGCAUGGCCCUGGGGCCAGAUACUGCAUCCAAGUAGCCGCAUUCAACGGCGCAGGGCUGGGGAUCCCCAGCAAUGCCACCUGUGGCGUCCUGGAGAUGGUGGCGGCGAGCACUGGGGUGGUGCAGGUGCUGCAGCAGCCUGUGGUCAUUGCAGCCACUGGCUCGGUGCUGUGGCUGGCCCUGCUUGCCCUCCUCCUCCUCAUCUGUCAGCGCCGCGCCAGCCAGGACACCAUGGCACAACACGGGCGGGAGGACGGUGAUGUGCCAUGGCUCAGCAGCCCCUGGAAACCUGUCUGUGUUCCUCAGAACCUCAGCAGCAGCAGCAGCCUCAGCAGCAGGCUCCUGGGAAGCGACAGCAGGGAUCCCCAGCCCUCUCCCCUCACCUCGGAGCUGCCGAGCCUCAGCCCUGCGAUGACCCCCAGCUGCAGCCAUCUCUGCAGGGAACACCCCAAAACUCACACCUCCAGCCUGGCACUGUGGGAGCGCAUCUGCAAGCGAGAGCUGGAUCGUGCGCACAGCUCCCCGGUGCCAGUGGCUGGGCUCAGGGCCAUGCCCGUGCCCCUUUGUGGUGGGGAGUGGGGGACACAUUUCGACUCGGUGGACAGACGGCCUCAGCAGAAAGGACAGGAUGGUGACACUGCAGUAGCAGAAGAUGACCUGUGGUGGCUGCCCACCAUCAGCUCCCCGAAACCACGGCGCAGUUCGCUGGCAUCCAUUGGUGCUGGAAUGCUGGUGGUACCCACAGGACAUCCGCACGCCUGGCACCGGUUCCCAGUCAUGGGGUGCUCAAGGGACACAUCUCCAGUCACCAGGAACCCCAGUGACACAUCCACGGUCACCGGGAACCCUGGGGACAUGUCCCCAGUCACCAGGAGCCCCAGGGACACAUCUCUGGUCACCAGGAAUGACAGGAACAUGUCUCUGGUCACUAGUAGCCCCAAGAACAUGUCCCCAGUUACUAGGAACCCCAAGGACACUCCUUUGGUCACCAGGAACCACAGGGACAUGUCCUCAGUCACCAGGAGCCCCAUAGAUAUGUCCCCAGUCAUGGAGAACCACAGGGACAUGUUACUGGCCACAAGACCUAGCAGAGAUGCGUCCCCGGUCACCAGGAGCCCCAGGGAUGUGUCCCCAGCCUCCAGUCACUCUCUGGCCACCACAGUUCAGGAGAACAUGUCCCCGGUCACUCAGCUCCACAGGGACAUGUUCCCGGCCACCAGGUGCCCCAGAGAUGUGUUCCCAGCAGCCAGGCACCCUGACGACAUGUCCGUGGCCCCCAAGAAUCCCAGGGACACCUCUGUGCUCACCAGGCAGCCCAGGGACAUGCUGAUGGCCACCAAGGAUGUGUCCCCAGAGCCUGGCCGCCUCUCACCAGCUCUCAGUGAUGGGGUCCUCACGCCGCAGCAAGUGGCCGAGGACCUGGAGCGGGUACAGGAGGCCCUCCGCCCCAUGAACGCCCCCAGGCCAGAGGUGACCCCAGCAUGUCCCCAGCGUGUCCCCGUGCCCCGGCCCCUGUCCCCUCCCCACACCUAUGGGUACAUCUUUGGGCCUCCUGCCUCAGAGAUGGGUGAGGGGGAGGAGGAAGAGGAGGAGGAAGAAGAGGAAGAAGAGAGCCCUGAGUUGUGGGGUCAUGGGGGCUCGCCAGGGGGAUCCCUGCUGAACGGGUGGGGGUCUGUCUCGGAGGACAAUGUCCCCAGCACCCGCUGCAGCCUGGCCAGCUCCUCCGAUGGCUCCUUCCUGCUCGAUGCCAGCUUUGCCCGUGCACUGGCUGUGGCUGUUGACAGCCUCUGCUUCAGCCUUGAGGACACUGAUGGGGGCUGUGAGGGAGCUGCUGCCCCCCUGCACUGCCUGGCAUCAUCCCCUCUGUGCGGGGAGGUGGCCCUGGGGACAGGAACAGGGAUGGGGAUGGGGAUGGGCAGCCCCUGGGCCAGGGUGGGCAGCCAGUGGGGUGGGCUCCUUGCCAGAGACAGGAGGGACAGGAGUGUGGCAGCCCCCGGGUUAUAGCGGUGUUGAGGUCAGAGCCCUCCCAGUUCAGCUACAAUCCAGCUUUAUUCAUCAUUUCCCCCAGAAGGGGCUCUCCACUAGCAAACGCUACGUGCACAGCUGGGGAGCACUGAGGUGGGCGGGUAGCCCUGCUGCUCAUGUUCCCCUCCAGCUGGCCUCGUCCCCAGGGUCCUUGUCUCUCCGCCCCCAGUGACUGUCCCAAACAUCCUCAUCCCUCCCAGCGUCCUCACCCCUCAUCUAUCCCAUCCUCAUCCCCACCCAGAGCAUCCUUAUCCCUCAAGCUGACCCCCACUCUCUGGCUCUGCGCACACUUAUUUACAGACAGAAAUGAACGAGCACCCCACGCAUA